Messenger RNA from Truncatella angustata, 1032 nucleotides. RefSeq names its product Endonuclease/exonuclease/phosphatase. The record is from RefSeq and is a predicted model, not a curated record. NCBI's taxonomy places the organism in Eukaryota, Fungi, Ascomycota, Sordariomycetes, Amphisphaeriales, Sporocadaceae. The coding region runs from base 1 to 1032 and encodes 343 amino acids. The transcript has a single exon. Gene Ontology annotation, molecular function: 3'-5'-RNA exonuclease activity.
AUGUCGGCGUGGAACCCAUUGCGGCCUGAUGGCUCUUUCGGCGGCUCAUACCCGGCAGUCCCUCCGCUGCACCUCCGCAUAGUCUCCUUCAACAUCCGCUAUGCGACCACAUCGCCCUUCACAAACGAGCGUCCGUGGGCCGAGCGUCGGCCGCUCGUCACGAACCAGCUCUUGCACGAGCUGCGUUUCACGUAUGGUUCUUCUCACGUACCGGCCAGCGGCUCGACGGCUGGUUCGUCGAGCCACAACGCGGCGUUCGUGUGUCUCCAGGAAGUCCUGCACAGCCAGUUGGUGGACGUGCUCGCGGGACUGAACCAGCUUCCCUCUGGCGACGGCGGUGAGAAGCGACAGGAGCCGUCGCGGGGGCCCGAGUGGGCUCACAUCGGCGUCGGGCGCGACGACGGCGAGGAGAAGGGCGAGUACAGCCCCAUCAUCUACCAAGUGAAGACAUUCGUGCUGCUCCACUCGGAGACCGUGUGGUUGAGUCCGACCCCGGACGAGCCGGGCAAAGGCUGGGACGCCGGCAGCAUCCGGAUCCUGACGGUCGGCGUGUUCGAGCACAAACAAACGGGACGGCGGCUCGUUGCGGCGAAUACCCACCUUGACAACAAGGGCUCGAAGAGCCGCCUCGAGAGCGUCAAGAUAAUCCUUAGCACCCUGCGGAGAAUCCAUCAAGCAUGGUCCCGACCACAACAGAAACUAGCCGUCUUUUUGACGGGCGAUUUCAACUCUUUCCCGGAUCAGGAGGCGUACGUUGCAAUGAGAGAUGACGGGUGGAUGAAAGAUUUGCAACAAGACGUCGACUCGAAGGCUCGGUACGGCGAGACGAAUACUUUUACCGGUUUUGAGCCUGACAAGCGCAAAGAUGGGCUGGGUCGGAUAGACUACAUCUGGCACGGUCCGACUCAAUAUUUUGUUUCGAGCCCUUGGACUCCACUCGGAUAUGCUGUAUUACCAAACGUCUUUGAUGAUAAAGUCUACCUGAGUGACCACAGGGCCGUAGUGGGCGAUCUCCGACUGGAAAGUGCUUGA